AUGGAUGAAUCAGGCUGGCACACUCCUCCUGUUCGUCAGCUUGACAGUUUUGGGCAUUCUCCAAUGCGCAAUGAAUCAAGCAGGCACACUCCUAUUCGUCAGCUUGACAGUUUUGGACAUUCUCCAAUGCGUAAUUUAAACUCUUCUCCAGCAACAGUAACUUCACUUAAUUCUUUAAAUGGAAGUGCUUCACGAAGAAGACUGGUUUUUGCUAGACGUUCAGCGGCUAUAAAUGAAGACCCUGAACAUCUUGCUCAAGAUCCAUCAUCAGAUCCUCUUAAAGUGCUUUUAGAUGAGGAAGACGGAAUUACAAGUGGCUUAGGUACAAUUGGAUCACUUAGAACUCCCAGGCAUCAUCGUGGUGAUGUCCACCCUAGCAUUAGAUUGCCCUUAUACGAGGAUAAUGAAAAUGGCAAUUUAAAUGAAAUGCCUGCUAAUGAAGGUGAAAGGCCUGAUGAAGAACUAAGAAGAGUAAAAGAGAGACAAGACCAAAUAUGGGGUACAAAUAUUGAAAUAAAGGAAGUCAAAAAAUCUUUUGAAGAUUUUCUCCUCAACUUUAAGUUACAAUACCGUAAAGAAAAAGAAAAUAUUACUAUAACAGAUAUGGACAGAGAACCUUUCUAUCAGUAUUAUAUGCAAAAGAUUAAACAAACAGAAAUAUAUAAAAUGAACCUUGACAUGCAAAAUCUUUUCACAUAUGAACCAACAAAAAAAUUAUAUUUUCAACUUAUGAAUUAUCCUCAAGAAGUUCUUCCAAUUUUUGAUGAUGUUCUUACGGCUACUUACAAAAGGCAUUGUGGGAUUAAUGAUCCAAAUAACCAAAUUGUAGUAAAGGUGCGACCUUUCAACUUGGGAAAAUCUACAAACAUGCGAGAUUUGAAUCCAGCAGAUAUUGAUAAAAUAGUGUCUAUCAAGGGUCUUUUUAUCAGAACCUCACCUAUACUCCCUGAAAUGUCAGCUGCUUUUUUCCGCUGUUCUAUAUGUGAUUCUUCCGUUGAGGUUGAAGUGGAUCGUGGCAAGAUUGAUGAACCUCACAGAUGUCGUAGACGUGAAUGUAACUCAACGAACACAAUGACUUUGAUACACAACAGGUCUUCUUUCAAAGAUAGACAAGUUUGUCGAUUGCAAGAAACUCCAGACAAUAUUCCUGAUGGGCAAACUCCCCAUUCCGUUUCUGUCUGUUUAUAUGAUGACCUAGUCGAUACUGCACGACCUGGCGACAAAGUUGAAUUAACCGCUAUUUACCGUUCUUCGCCAAUUCGCGUUCAUCCACGCAAGCGUACUAUUAAAGCUUUAUUUAAAACCUAUCUUGAUGUCGUUCAUAUUGCAAAAGCUGACCAGAACCGUCUGAGUGCUGGUUUAUCUGGCCAUGACAAUGAUUUCAGCUAUGAUUUAAAUGCAGAGAGCGAUGAUCUCGAUAUUGUUCAAGAAGAAGACAAUAUGAAUAGACGCGAUGCCAGACCGGAAUUUACUGAGGAAGAAAUUCAAUACUUUGAAGAUUUGUCAAAGCAAUCUAAUUUGUAUCAGUACCUAGCGCAGUCACUGGCACCAAGUAUUUACGGAUUGGAUGAUGUUAAAAAAGGUAUACUCUUACAGUUAUUCGGUGGAACUCGUAAAAAAUUUGAGAAAUCAGGUUCGCCUCGGUACAGGGGAGAUAUAAAUGUUUUGUUAGUUGGUGAUCCAGGUACUGCCAAAUCUCAGAUGCUACAGUAUGUCCAUAAAAUUGCUCCUCGCGGUGUUUAUACUUCUGGAAAAGGAUCCUCGGCGGUUGGUUUAACCGCAUAUGUCACAAGAGAUCCGGACACGAAACAAAUGGUACUAGAAAGUGGUGCAUUGGUGCUUAGCGAUGAUGGUGUUUGCUGUAUUGAUGAAUUUGAUAAGAUGUCAGAUGGAACACGCGCUAUUCUUCAUGAAGUGAUGGAACAACAAACGGUUUCUGUCGCUAAAGCUGGGAUUAUUACGACUCUCAACGCUCGUACAUCUGUUCUCGCAUCUGCUAAUCCUGUCGAAUCAAAAUAUAAUCCAAAGUUUUCUAUAGUUAAGAACAUCGAUUUGCCACCAACUUUGAUGUCUAGAUUUGAUCUGAUUUAUUUAGUAUUAGAUAAAGUAGAUUGGAAUGCAGAUAAGAAGCUGGCAAAACAUUUGGUUUCUUUAUAUAGAGAAGAUAAUCCUAAUGUUGCUAGAACAGAUAUGUUGCCUAUCAAAACUUUAACAAAAUAUAUUAAAUAUGCUCGUAAAAAUUAUCAACCGCUUAUUGGGGAUGAUGAAUCAGCCAAUGCUUUGGUCAAUGCUUAUAUAGAUUUGCGCAAAGUCGGAAUUGAUCCACGUUCUUCCGACAAUAUUAUUACUGCGACAACUAGACAGUUAGAAUCGAUGAUUAGGCUGUCAGAAGCUCAUGCACGUAUGAGGUUUUCUCAAAAAGUUAAUAUAUCUGAUGUCAAGGAAGCUGAACGAUUACUUAGAGAAGCAAUACAACUUUCUGCAUGGGACCCUGAAACUGGUAGAAUUGACAUGGAUUUAAUUACCACAGGGCAUGGUAGUCAUGAAAGACGUGUGUUAGAAGCUAUGCGCGACGCAUUUGCAAAGAUGUUGUCGGAAAUGAGUUCAAGAAGCAUAUCAUUAAGAAAAGCUUUAGAAGAUUUUAGGGCACAAUCAGAUGAGCCGAUUUACGAAAAACAAUUUGAAAAUAUUCUCCGAACCUUAGAACAUGAUGGUGUCAUUAAAGUGACCGGAACUAGUCGAAAUGAUC
Messenger RNA from Scutellospora calospora, 2749 nucleotides. The record is from the annotation of a GenBank genome assembly. Lineage: Eukaryota; Fungi; Glomeromycota; Glomeromycetes; Diversisporales; Gigasporaceae.